AAACAACAAAAACAAAACAAAAUACAUCGCAAUGAUCACACGCUCAACACUAUUUACAAACACACCCCAACAGCAAUCGAACACUCAACCAAAACACACGUACCACACGCAUUACCUGAUUUAACAUAUUAGAGCUUGAAUAUGGGUCCUAAAUCCAGGCGUCAGGUGACCGCAACCCGGUCAGAAGGGCCGCCCAAAUUGGCUGGCAAGGAAGACAGUGAAACACUCAGCACACAACUUGUAGAUGACAUCCCUGACCUCGACGAAUUUAUGGACCUUAUAUUCCACUCACGUAUGCUCCUCGCUGUCGUAUGCGGACUUGUGUUCGGUAUAACGGCUAUGCAAGGGAGUGUGCCGAUUGCGAUAUACUUGGUGACCUCUCUGGUGCUGGGAUUGGGAUUGCCUAUGUUUAGAGGUCUGAAUGCGAACGAUUUCGGGGGCGAGCAAUCGUUUAUGAAUGAGGCCGUGGCACCUGCUCUGGGCAUAUUCUUUGCUGUUUGGGUGGUUACGUACAAUAUUGUGCACCAAUAGUUUGUUGUGUUCGAUAUACGUAGCUAUAUAUACAUGCAAACAUAUUAAUACGAUCAUAUAUAUAUAUAUAUACGUGUACAUUCAUUUAUAGUCCUGUUUGUGUGUAUAUAUAUGCGUCGACGUAUAUAAAAUUUCUACGUUUAUGUGAAUAUAACGUUAGGUUAUUGUCUAUACAGAUGUAUGAUAUAUACCUUUGAAGGUUUCCACUGUCGUUAGUUGUGGAUGGACACUUCUGGCAGAGCGUGACUACGAAAGUUGCGAGCAUGACUUUCAGCUAGUGAGCGGUUGCAUAAAGGACUUCCAGAUAUAAUUCGAACAUCAUUUUGCUUGAUACGAAACGAUCGUGCUGAAGAGGGAAAUGAAGCAUUGUACCGUACAAUUCGUUGGUAUUUGCGAAGGAAACCUUUGUAAUUGGAACGGAAGGAGACCUCCGGACCGGGUUGUAGCGCCAAUUCCAGAUGCCUUUCUGCCAUUGUAUAGAUGCUGGCAGUGUAAUGCGACUACAAUAUACACACUGAUCUGUAUAUUGAAGAAGAAUAGUCUCGACUAUGGGUUUUGAGGCAUUGGCGCUAUAAGAAGAACCGGUGGCGAGGUUGGACACGGGUAUGUCAGCAAACAAUAGAAGACUUAUAUAUGCAAGGAAGAGCUUCGAAUGGGAAUGCUGCUUAGAGAAUGUCCAGUGGGCGUUCUUGCUUGGCGUACAGUACAUAAGGGGAAUUCCGGAUGGGUGCAGCGAUACAAUGACGAUGAAGAUUUUUUUCGUCUAUGCUCUAGCUUUGGGAUAUACCUCCUGCGUGAGGGGAGACUUUAACGAGCCCGACUAUAGAAGUGAGCGGUCGGACAACACCGAGACGGUCCCGCCCGUUCUUAUUAGAUUGAUGGUGCAUCGUGGAUAGGAUAUAAUAUAAAAUGUUGUACGUAUAUGUCGGUCUAAAAGAAUGGUUACAGAGAGGUAUGAG
Messenger RNA from Sphaeroforma arctica JP610, 1490 nucleotides. RefSeq lists its product as hypothetical. Lineage: Eukaryota; Ichthyosporea; Ichthyophonida. The transcript has a single exon. The record is from RefSeq and is a predicted model, not a curated record. Gene Ontology annotation, biological process: mitochondrial respirasome assembly. The coding region runs from base 142 to 531 and encodes 129 amino acids.